This is a messenger RNA of Hemicordylus capensis (graceful crag lizard), 1378 nucleotides long. RefSeq names its product Rac family small GTPase 2 (gene RAC2). Gene Ontology annotation, molecular function: GTP binding; GTPase activity. The record is from RefSeq and is a predicted model, not a curated record. Lineage: Eukaryota; Metazoa; Chordata; Lepidosauria; Squamata; Cordylidae. Gene Ontology annotation, biological process: small GTPase-mediated signal transduction. Bases 184 to 762 code for a protein of 192 amino acids. The transcript is spliced from 7 exons.
GGGGAAGGAACUCAGUAGGCGGGUUGAGAAACAGUCGCUCUUCCUUUUCCUAACCCACAACCUGCUGUUCAGUUCAGCUUCGCUUUUGAGAAAAGUGUACAACACUUUCUGCCAUCAGACUCUGGUGAGCUGCUCUCAUUGCCCACGGCUCGCUGAAUUCCACAGCUCCACCUGACCACAGCUAUGCAAGCCAUCAAGUGUGUGGUGGUGGGAGAUGGAGCUGUGGGUAAAACCUGCCUCCUGAUCAGCUACACCACCAAUGCUUUCCCAGGAGAAUAUAUCCCUACUGUGUUUGAUAAUUACUCUGCCAAUGUAAUGGUCGACAGCAAACCUGUCAAUCUGGGACUGUGGGAUACAGCUGGCCAGGAGGAUUAUGAUCGCCUGAGGCCUCUCUCCUAUCCUCAGACGGAUGUCUUCCUUAUUUGCUUCUCUCUUGUCAGCCCUGCAUCAUAUGAAAAUGUCCGUGCCAAGUGGUUCCCCGAAGUCCGGCAUCACUGUCCUAGCACCCCCAUGAUCCUGGUGGGCACCAAGCUGGAUCUCCGGGAUGACAAGGACACCAUCGAGAAGCUCAAGGAAAAGAAGUUGUCACCCAUUACGUACCCACAAGGACUUGCGCUGGCCAAAGAGAUUGAUGCAGUGAAAUACCUUGAAUGCUCAGCACUGACUCAGCGUGGCCUGAAAACAGUGUUUGAUGAGGCAAUCCGGGCGGUUCUCUGUCCACAACCCACAAAGACCAAGAAAAAGGCAUGCAGCAUCCUAUAAAGGCUCCUCCCCUUUCCCUAUGGAUUGGUCUUUUCUCUGGGCUUUGCUGAUGGGACAGAGACUGAAGAUGUCAUCAGCACCAGCUAGACUCUUCUCCUGUACUUCUGAGUGACCUCUCUUGCCCUCACCAUUAAUCAUUGUAUAUCAAAUAAAAUUCAUAGCAUCUCCAUUUGGGAAAAGUCCCUGAAGCCAAAGUAGGGUGGCUUGCCUCUCUGCCAACUCCCUUGUUCAGUUUCUCCCCCAAGUGACAAACUGCUGUUUUCUUCACACUCAUAUACUUGACAUCAGCUUCUCCCCGUAGCUUGGGAAGGGUCACCUCCAAGGCUUUCCAUUCCAGAGAUCUCUGUUCCCUGAUCAGGCAAAGCUUUAAGGCAAAACCUGUAACAAUACCAUCGUUCAGACCAAGUAAAAUAUCAAGAAGUCACUGGCCAAUUUUUGAGUUCUCCAGAACUCUUCAGAACAGAAUUCUCCCACCCGCUUUUGUCCUGAUGAAGAGCUCUGCAGAAUUCAAAAACUGGCUGGCGAUUUCUUGAUAUUUCUGUUGGUCCUCAUAAAGGUAUAGCCCUACUUUGGCUUUUGCAGAGCAAAUAGGACUCAAUAAACUCCGUUCCUGCCA